AUCCAUUCUGUCCUGAGAAGACUAUUUCUUCCCUUGUUACGGUCCUACCUUUUCCACCUACAAAGCCAGAACUCUGCCGCCAACCCUGUAACGCACUAACUCGACUGACCGAAGCAAGAACGCGAUGCCACCGCUGCUGGACCUGCCAAAUGAAAUUCUCCACCAUAUUGUAGGCUAUCUGGCCCUAGAGUCAGAUAUGAAUCUGCUAGCCAGGACGAACCGCCAUCUUCACAGUUCAAUCAACCCCUUUUUGUAUCGUUUCAAUGCCCUGCACAGACAGAUGUCCGCACUCCUCUGGGCGGCAAAUCAUGGGAUAGCUGGGACGGCCCAGCAUUCAGUGAACGCUAGUGGCGGAGUUUCAAGCAAUGUACAACUUGGGAUAUUCUAUGAUGCACUGUCAAUAGCAGUGCACGCAGGACACACAAGUAUCGCGAAGGCUCUUCUACUACAGGAGGGAAUCGAUCCGAAUUUCCAUUAUCAGAGUGUCGAUCCUGAUGUCCAAUAUCAGAGUGAAGAGGAUAGAUUUUGGGUGACGUUUUUAGCAAGAGCAGCCCAGGCGGGACAUGUGGAUAUGGUGGCCCUGUUGUUGUCAACAAAAGGCAUCAACCCGAAUCUAGGGGAUAGCAUGGGGAGGCCCCCAAUUGCUUAUGCGGGAUUCAGCAGCCAAGGUGCAGUGGUUACACUGCUGCUUGCGGCCCCAGGCGUAGAUCUUAACUGGAAAGAUCAACAUGGCCGCACACCACUUUCCUGGACAGUUAGUUUCGGAUCAGAAGCAACUGUGUCUCAAUUCCUAUCUCGACAGGACAUUGAUGUCAAUGCGGCUAUACUUACAGAUGACUUGUUCCAGAAGGGAUGGACCGCCCUGAUGUUCGCGGCUAACAGGGGAUAUGUAAAGAAUGUGGAGCUCUUGCUUAACACACCAUAUAUCAAUGUGAACCACCAAUGCCCCAGAGGAGAAAUGGCUUUAUACUGGGCAGUGCAGGCCGGCUCUGAAGCUAUCGUGAAGCUUCUACUCGCAAAAGGGGCAUAUCCUGACCCCAGAGACAGUCAUAAUCUGUCUCCUCUCAUCCAGGCUGCCUUGGAUGGCCACUUAUCGAUCAUGAAAUUGCUAUAUGAAGCAGGCGCUGACCUCAACACUACCACCGGCACUGGGUGUACUGCACUUAUUUUAGCUUCGGACGAAGGAUAUACAGCUAUAGUUGCUUUUCUUUUGGAUACUGGAAAGGUGGACCUAGCAGUGCAAGGCGAAGAGGACAAGCGUAAUGCUUUGUCGCUAGCUGCUGAAAGGGGACAUCGAGAGAUUGUUGACCUGUUAUUGAAACAGGAUGGCCAAGGGUUUCCUAACGCAAGGGACUAUAGGGGACGAUCGCCAUUAUCAUAUGCGACGGAGCAUGGUGACCUUGAGACCAUUAAAAUGUUGAUACAGAAUACAUCUGUAAUUGAUACUAGGGAAACAGAUGCCCACGGUCAAACACUCCUUUCCUAUGCCGCGCGGCACAAUAAUCCAGAAAUCCUGAAUCUGCUAGUGUCAGGCACCAAAAGUACUAGAUAG
Molecule: messenger RNA, 1552 nt
Organism: Aspergillus pseudotamarii
Lineage: Eukaryota; Fungi; Ascomycota; Eurotiomycetes; Eurotiales; Aspergillaceae
Product: ankyrin repeat domain-containing protein
Exons: 1
Coding region: 125-1552 (475 amino acids)
Molecular function (GO): protein binding
Source: RefSeq, a predicted model, not a curated record